AUGCCACCCCGUCGUAGUAUGAGGCUGCGUGCAGACGUCGACCCAGCUCCCGUAGGUGAGAAUGUGGCGGACCCACCACCCCCUCCUAUUGGUGAUCAGGCAGGGGUAGUUCCUCCAUUUCCUCCAGCAGCAGCUCAGGAGCUGGCACUGAUCAAUAACACAGCGGGGGUUGGCGGUGCACAAACUCAGCCACCCCGACACCUUCAUACUCCCCAAAGCGAGGCUCAAUUCAUCAAGGAUUUCAAGCGUUACGGACCCCCUACCUUUGGCGGGGGAAGUGAGAGAGCGACAUUAGCAGAAGAGUGGGUCAGAGAGUUGGAAGCCCUUUACGCGUACCUAGGUUGCGAGGACCAAUUCAAGGUUAAGGGUGCGGUUUUUAUGUUGAGGAGCGAGGCUCUGAAUUGGUGGGACUCAGUAGCAGCGACAGAAGAUCAUGCCAAUGUACCAGUUCCGUGGGCAAGGUUCAAGAACUUGUUGUACGACCACUAUUACCGGGAGACCGUGGAAGAUAUGAAAGAGGUAGAAUUCCUCCAUCUCGUCCAAGGAACCUUAACUGUAGCACAGUAUGAAAGGAAGUUUACGGAGCUCUCUAGUUUUGCUCUGGAAUUAAUUCCCACUGAGGCAAUGAAGAUCAAGAGGUUUGUUAAGGGCUUGCACAAGGGAAUAAGAGGAUCAGUGGACCUUCAGCGACCCGUCACCUACGCUGAAGCAGUUAGGGGCACCUUAAUUAUGGAUAAGGAUGUCUCCAACAGGGUCCAACCUCUGGUGGAAGUCGGAUCGUCUUUAGGUGUGAAAAGGAAGGUCCCUCCGACUUAUGCCGACCAGCCAUUUAGAGCACCCCAGCGCCCGGCUCAGCAGUAA
This is a messenger RNA of Momordica charantia (bitter melon), 861 nucleotides long. The record is from RefSeq and is a predicted model, not a curated record. NCBI's taxonomy places the organism in Eukaryota, Viridiplantae, Streptophyta, Magnoliopsida, Cucurbitales, Cucurbitaceae.